Molecule: messenger RNA, 972 nt
Organism: Neogale vison (American mink)
Lineage: Eukaryota; Metazoa; Chordata; Mammalia; Carnivora; Mustelidae
Gene: MC3R
Product: melanocortin 3 receptor
Exons: 1
Coding region: 1-972 (323 amino acids)
Biological process (GO): G protein-coupled receptor signaling pathway
Cellular component (GO): membrane
Molecular function (GO): peptide hormone binding; melanocyte-stimulating hormone receptor activity
Source: RefSeq, a predicted model, not a curated record
AUGAACGCUUCGUGCUGCCUGCUGUCUGCUCAGCCGACCCUGCCCAACAGCUCCGAGCAGCUCGCCGCCCCCUCCCUCAGCAACCAGAGCAGCAGCGGGUUCUGCGAGCAGGUCUUCAUCAAGCCCGAAGUCUUCCUGGCGCUGGGCAUCGUCAGCCUGCUGGAGAACAUCCUGGUCAUCCUGGCCGUGGUCAGGAACAGCAACCUGCACUCGCCCAUGUACUUCUUCCUCUGCAGCCUGGCGGUGGCCGACAUGCUGGUGAGCGUGUCCAAUGCCCUGGAGACCGUCAUGAUCGCCAUCGUCAACAGCAACUACCUGACCUUCGAGGACCGGUUCAUCCAGCACAUGGACAACGUCUUCGACUCCCUGAUCUGCAUCUCCCUGGUGGCCUCCAUCUGCAACCUGCUGGCCAUCGCCGUGGACCGCUACGUCACCAUCUUCUACGCGCUGCGCUACCACAGCAUCAUGACCGCGCGGAAGGCGCUCGCCUGGAUCGCAGCCAUCUGGGCGUGCUGCGGCGUGUGCGGCGUGGCGUUCAUCGUCUACUCCGAGAGCAAGAUGGUCAUCGUGUGCCUCAUCACCAUGUUCUUCGCCAUGCUGCUCCUCAUGGGCUCGCUCUACGUGCACAUGUUCCUCUUCGCCCGGCUGCACGCCCGGCGCAUCGCGGCGCUGCCCCCGGCCAAUGGGGCGGCCCCGCAGCAGCACUCGUGCAUGAAGGGGGCUGUCACCAUCACCAUCCUGCUGGGGGUGUUCGUCUUCUGCUGGGCGCCCUUCUUCCUCCACCUCAUCCUCAUCAUCACCUGCCCCACCAACCCCUACUGCGUCUGCUACGCCGCCCACUUCAACACCUACCUGGUCCUCAUCAUGUGCAACUCCAUCAUCGACCCGCUCAUCUACGCCUUCCGGAGCCUGGAGCUGCGGAACACGUUCAGGGAGAUCCUCUGCAGCUGCGACGCCACGAACCUGGGCUAG